AUGCGAUGAGCAGCCAGCUCGGAAACUCACACCUGUGAGCAUCCUCCGCAACUGUCUACUCUAACGAUAUGGAUUCCAUCGAAUGGAAGCUGAAACGUCUCGCAGACGGGACGAAAAGAUGGAGACUCUUCAAUUCACAACAGCUUGCAGGAACCACCAAGGAAAGGGAUACGGCAGGCCGUACGGCGUCAUCCGAGGCAGAAUCUGAGCUGGAAUCCGAGGUGGAAUCCGACUGGGAAUCGGAGGCGCAACUAGUGGUAGAGCCCGAGGUGCAACCAGUCUCGACGAGAACUGUGCCGCAGCUUCCGAUGGAGGUGUGCGAGAACGUGAUUGACCAUCUGUGGGACGACCAGCGUGCUUUGAGGCAGUGCACUCGUGUCUGCCGAGCGUGGUACCCUCCGAGUCGCGUCCACUUGCACAGGCAGAUCACGAUCAGCAGUGUCGAGGAUGUGCAGGCGUAUGCAAAGAAGCUGAAGCAGACGCCCGAGCUCUCGAAGCGGCCGCACAAUAUGGCCAUGAUGGGCGGCGGCGAUUGGAGGUCAGAUUUGUCAGUAUUGUCGACCGCGGCGAUCCUGCUCGCUCCCAAGCUGCCCCGGAUGGAGACGCUCGAAAUCAGUAUGUCAGAGUGGAAGCCGUGGACGAUGCACAGAGACAUUUUCCUGCAUCUCUCCUGCUUCUCCGUUACUCGCCUCAAUCUCUACCGUGUUACAUUCUCCUCGAUCAAUGUCUUUGGGCGCUUCGUUUGCGCGCUGCGCGCUCUGGUCGAACUCGAAUUGCGCGAUGUGGAAUUUAUACGUGACGAGUUCCACCGCGAUACGUUUGGUCUAUAUCGCAACCGCGUCAACAUCAGGUUCUUGUUACUUGGGGCAGUUUCUCGCAUGAGACCUGAAAACCUCAUGGACUUUUUGACUCAUCCUUGCAUCUCGAGUCGCUUGCAGAGACUCAUCAUCGAUGAUUCACCUUCUGGGACUGAAAAGCAAGACCAAUCGAAAUGCCAGCAACUAUUGGAUGCUGCAUCUGGCUCACUCCUUGAACUGCCAUUGGUUCUUCCGUACUCAGGACAACAGACACAUACAGAGGUGUCGGCUGCAGGUGUUUAGUGCCAUCCUUCACUCGCACCACCUCACUGCAGAGACUACGACUAACCUUUGUGGGUGCUUCUCGAGCGUUUGAGAUCGACACAUUGUGUCA
This is a messenger RNA of Laetiporus sulphureus 93-53, 1191 nucleotides long. RefSeq lists its product as uncharacterized. The transcript is spliced from 3 exons. Gene Ontology annotation, molecular function: protein binding. The coding region runs from base 69 to 1100 and encodes 343 amino acids. The record is from RefSeq and is a predicted model, not a curated record. NCBI's taxonomy places the organism in Eukaryota, Fungi, Basidiomycota, Agaricomycetes, Polyporales, Laetiporaceae.